UAUUAAAGGAGAUCGCCAAAUUGCAGACAUCCCGUGAGGGAAUCAGAAGUACGAAACCAAUCAGAGUUAAGAUAGUGUCAGCACAGCCUCCAAGGGAAUACACCAAUGCUAACAAUAAGAAGAUGGUUGUAGUGGAGGCAGUAAUUGCAGAUGACUCUGGAUUUAAGAAAUUGUCCUGUUACAACAGAGUUGCAUUUCCAUUCUUAAAGAAAGACAAUUCUAUUAUGCUGUUGAAUAUCAUUGGAAAGACACAAGAAAUUGUAGCAACAGGAGACAGCAAAAUUAUCAUGAUUCCGAAUGUGAGAGUGUCGGAAGAAAUUAUUUCUUCAGCACUGACAACACAAAAUAUCACAACUGCAAAAACCAUUACAUCUAUUGAGCAACUUUUAGAAGAAAAAGAAGGAACUGUUUUUAAUAUUAUUGGAAAAGUAAUUGAGCUGGAAAAGAAAAUUAAUGUCACAACACAGUGGAAUUCCACGGUUGACGUAAGAAAUGGGAAAAUAGCAGAUAAUACGGCAGCAAUCGAUUUUGCCUUUUGGCGAAAUUUGGCUGAUUUUCCAUUAAAAGAAGGGGAAGUAAUAAAAAUCACUAACGGUCAAAUGUCAAAAACAAGUUCCAACCUGCCAAAAAUCACUGGUGGAAGAUACACAGCUAUAGAGGUUAGUUAAAUUUGAUUACACCUUAUGAUAGUAAUCACUAUCAUUCAUGUCUAAAGUCUAAUAAUAUUUAAUAUCUAUU
This is a messenger RNA of Mytilus californianus (California mussel), 738 nucleotides long. RefSeq lists its product as uncharacterized. The coding region runs from base 123 to 668 and encodes 181 amino acids. The transcript is spliced from 2 exons. The record is from RefSeq and is a predicted model, not a curated record. NCBI's taxonomy places the organism in Eukaryota, Metazoa, Mollusca, Bivalvia, Mytilida, Mytilidae.